AUGACUGUUAUUGUUUCAGGAACUAUAGAUGAAAUAACAGCAGAAACUAUAGAUGAAAUAACAGCAGGAACUAUAGAUGAAAUACCAGCUGGAACUAUAGAUGAAAUACCAGCUGGAACUAUAGAUGAAAUACCAGCUGGAACUAUAGAUGAAAUAACAGCUGGAACUAUAGAUGAAAUACCAGCUGGAACUAUAGAUGAAAUAACAGCUGGAACUAUAGAUGAAAUAACAGCUGGAACUAUAGACGAAAUAACAGCAGGAACUAUAGACGAAAUACCAGCUGGAACUAUAGAUGAAAUAGCAGCUGGAACUAUAGAUGAAAUAACAGCAGGAACUAUAGAUGAAAUAGCAGCUGGAACUAUAGAUGAAAUAGCAGCUGGAACUAUAGAUGAAAUAACAGCUGGAACUAUAGAUGAAAUAACAGCAGGAACUAUAGAUGAAAUAACAGCUGGAACUAUAGAUGAAAUAACAGCAGGAACUAUAGAUGAAAUAACAGCAGAAACUAUAGAUGAAAUAACAGCAGGAACUAUAGAUGAAAUACCAGCUGGAACUAUAGAUGAAAUAGCAGCUGGAACUAUAGAUGAAAUAACAGCUGGAACUAUAGAUGAAAUAACAGCAGAAAUCAUAGACGAAACACCAGCUGGAACUAUAGAUGAAAUAACAGCUGGAACUAUACAUGAAAUACCAGCUGGAACUAUAGAUGAAAUAACAGCUGAACUAGAUGAAAUAACAGCAGGAACUAUAGAUUAA
Homarus americanus (American lobster) is the source of this 750-nucleotide messenger RNA. RefSeq names its product S-antigen protein-like. Bases 1 to 750 code for a protein of 249 amino acids. The record is from RefSeq and is a predicted model, not a curated record. The transcript is spliced from 2 exons. NCBI's taxonomy places the organism in Eukaryota, Metazoa, Arthropoda, Malacostraca, Decapoda, Nephropidae.